Molecule: messenger RNA, 2187 nt
Organism: Marmota monax (woodchuck)
Lineage: Eukaryota; Metazoa; Chordata; Mammalia; Rodentia; Sciuridae
Gene: Ltbr
Product: lymphotoxin beta receptor
Exons: 10
Coding region: 193-1500 (435 amino acids)
Biological process (GO): positive regulation of canonical NF-kappaB signal transduction; immune response; hematopoietic or lymphoid organ development
Molecular function (GO): ubiquitin protein ligase binding
Source: RefSeq, a predicted model, not a curated record
UAGCUCCACUCCCACUUCCUGAGCCUGGCCGCUGGAGCCCUGGAGGCCAGGCCCGGCCGCUCCCGGCCCCGGGGGGCACGUCGGCCCAGCCGCUGGGCUUGGGAAGCAGCCGCCAUCGCCGCUUUGGACGUAUAGGCUUCCCACCUUCCUCCCAGGCCUCCACACGCCUGGUCGACGGGUCCAGUGGCCGCCAUGCGCCUGCCCUGGGCGGUCUUUCCCUGCGGCCUGGCCUGGGGGUCACUCCUGCUGGGCCUCUGCGGGCUCCUAGUGACAUCCCAGCCCCAGCUGGUGCCCCCAUACAGAUCGAAGAACCAAACCUGCUGGGACCAGGAAAAGGAGUACUACGAACCCAAGCAUCAGCUCUGCUGCUCCCGCUGCCCCCCAGGCACCUAUGUCACAGCUGAAUGCAACCAUAGCCAGGACACACAUUGUGCCAUGUGCGCUGAAAACUCCUACAAUGAGCACUGGAACCACCUCACCAUCUGCCAGAUGUGCCGCCCCUGUGACCCAGUGCUGGGCUUCAAGGAGGUUGCGCCUUGCACCAGCCAUCGCAAAACUGAGUGUCGCUGCCAGCCAGGAAUGUUCUGUGCCCAACGAGCCCCUGAGUGUGUGUUUUGUGAUCUACUUUCAGAGUGCCCGCCCGGCACUGAAGUCGAGCUUAAAGAUGAAAUCAGGGAGGAUGACAACAACUGUAUCCCCUGUAAGGCAGGACACUUCCAGAACACUUCCUCUCGCUACGCCCACUGCCUACCCCACACCAGGUGUGAGGACCAAGGCCUGGUGGAAGAAGCUCCAGGCACCCCCGAAUCUGACACAAUCUGCAUAAAACCACCAGAGCCACUGCCUCCUGAGAUGCCAGGAACCAUGCUGGUGCUGGCCAUCCUGCUGCCAUUGGUCUCCUUUCUGCUCCUCACCACUGUCCUCGCCUGCACCUGGAAGAGCCAUCCCUCUCUCUGCAGGAAACUGGGAUCUCUGCUCAAGACGCAUCCAGAGGUAAUGGGGGAGGCUGAGAAGACAGCAAGAAGGGGCGGAGGUGAUGAGGGGGAGGAAUCCCCUUCGUGUCCUCCUCCGAAAGCCAACCCACAUUUCCCUGACCUGGUAGAGCCACUUCUGCCCAACUCUGGAGACUUGUCCCCAGCCCCUGGUGGGCCCCCACCAACUCCAGCUUUGGAGGAAGUGGUGCUACAACAGCAGAGCCCUCUGAUCCAGACCAGGGAGUUGGAGGCCGAGUCUGGGGAGCAAGGCCAUGUGGCCCAUGGUGCCAAUGGCAUUCAUGUCACCGGUGGCUCUGUGACCGUCACUGGCAACAUCUACAUCUAUAAUGGUCCAGUACUGGGGGGAACACGGGGUCCUGGAGACCCCACAGCUCCCCCUGAGCCUCCAUACCCCAUUCCUGAAGAGGGUGCCCCUGUAUCUUCUGAGCUCUCUACACCCUACCAAGAAGAUGGGAAAGCUUGGCAUCUGGCUGAGACAGAGACAAUGGGUUGCCAUGCCCUCUAACAGGGGCCCAAGGAGCUAGUUGGUCACCCAUGUUUGACGGUGUCUGAGAAACACAAGGAAAAGAGAGGCCCAAGAGCACCUUCUCCUCGGAGGCUGCCUACCCACACAGAACUCACAUGGAGCCUGCGCAGGGCCCUGAGAGGCAGAGCUUUAAAGGACCGGGCCUCAGACACCUCUUGGAGAGCAGGGUCACGUACUCGCUGGGUACAGUGCCCACUACAGGACUCUCACCACUGCCUGAGCAAGCCCAAGAACUUAUUGCAGACCCACCUGCCCACUGGGGCUGCAGCAGCUCAGCCUCAGGCACCGACAGGGCAUAUGACGCUAAACUUCUGCCCACUGUGGCACUCUGCAUCCAAAGCAUGGCACACAGGGGAGCCAGUCACAUGUUCACUUGCAAGGACAUCCUGGGACCUCUAAAGGAUUUGUGGUGCUCAUCCCCGAGUUUCAGAGACCCUUUGAGGGCCCAUACUUCAUGUGAACUGAGAUGGACCCUGAAUGAAGAUGAAGUUAUGUGGAGGACCAUCCCUCCUCUUACCUCCUGGAGGAGAGGAAAGCAAGUCAAUGAAAACUGGGGUUUGGGAAGGGUUACUAGGUAUGGGGGAGAGUUUGGGAAGGGGGAAAAAUGGCAAGUAUAUUUAUGAAUUUAACCACAUGCAAAUAAAGAGGAGAUUGAGAUUCAAAUAA